Molecule: messenger RNA, 1500 nt
Organism: Penicillium malachiteum
Lineage: Eukaryota; Fungi; Ascomycota; Eurotiomycetes; Eurotiales; Aspergillaceae
Product: sulfatase family protein
Exons: 1
Coding region: 1-1500 (499 amino acids)
Source: RefSeq, a predicted model, not a curated record
AUGGCUGAUGACCAUGCCUCCAAAGCGAUUUCCUGCUAUGGAGCGGGUAUCAACAACACUCCCAACCUCGACCGGAUAGCCAACGAAGGAAUGAAAUUCAAUCACUGCUAUGUCACCAAUAGUAUCUGCACACCUUCCCGAGCCGCGAUUCUCACCGGAACCCACAACCAUGUGAACGGUGUCAUGACCCUCGACUCCAAGAUCAACAAGCACUUACCAAAUGUAGCAAAGCACCUCCGUGUUGGCGGCUACCAAACCGCAAUGGUCGGCAAAUGGCAUUUGGGCGAGGGAGAGGACCACGAGCCCACAGGCUUCGAUUACUGGGAGGUAGUUCCGGGGCAAGGCGAAUACCACGACCCACAAUUUAUCGGACCGAGUGGGAUCGUGCGGGAAAGAGGCUAUGCAACAGACAUCAUUACAGACAAGAGUCUCAAUUGGAUAAAAGAGCGAGACACAACCAAGCCUUUUUUCCUUAUGUGUCAUCACAAGGCACCUCACCGCAGCUGGGAAUGUGAUUCCAAACACAAGGACUUGUAUAAAGACCCGAUCAAAGUGCCAGACACAUUCACAGAUGACUACAAAAACCGUGCCAAGUCUGCCGCCGCUUCCAAGAUGCGUGUUGCAGACGAUUUGACAUACAUGGAUCUGGGACUGGCACAACCAGAUGGACCAGCCCACAUCGUUGGAGAAAAAAUGCUGGAUACAUGGGAUUUCUACGAACGAAAGAUUCCCAAUCCGGAAGACGUUACCAAGAUGAAGUUGAUCGAUAAAGAGGACGGCACAGUGUUCACCUUCAAGACAAGCAAGGAGCUCGCCGAGUUCAAGUUCCAGCGGUAUAUGCAGCGCUACCUGCGCACAAUCCAAAGUGUUGACGACAACGUGGGUCGCGUGUUGGAUUACCUUGAUGCAGAAGGGUUAUCCGAGAAUACCAUCGUGAUCUAUACAUCCGACCAAGGAUUCUUCCUCGGAGAGCACGGGUGGUUUGACAAGCGACUUGUCUACGAAAACAGUUUCAACAUGCCCUUCUUGAUUAAGUAUCCACGGGAGAUUGCUGCUGGAAGCGUCUGCAACGAUAUCAUCUGCAAUGUGGACUUCGCGCCAACCUGGCUAGAUUUUGCCAAACUACGUCUGCCCACCUAUAUGCAGGGUGUGAGUUUCCGUGCGCUAUUGCAGCAGAAGACUCCUGCCGACUGGCAACAACUUGCCUAUCAUCGGUACUGGAUGCAUCGGGAUAUUAUCCAUGAUGCCCAUGCCCACUAUGCUGUACGGGAUACGCGGUAUAAGUUGAUUUAUUGGUACAAUGAGAGCUUCGGUAUUGAGGGAGCUCGGCUGGGUGGAGAAGAGAAGGAGUGGGAAUUAUUUGACCUUGAUGAGGACCCAUUAGAGCUAUUCAACUGCUAUCAUGAGUCGAAGUAUAGCGAUGUGGUGAAACAGAUGACACAUCUGCUUGAGCAAAAAAUGGAGGAAAUUGGCGAUGAACCUGUUCAUCCACGACACUGA